Lacerta agilis (Sand lizard) is the source of this 614-nucleotide messenger RNA. RefSeq names its product regulatory subunit of type II PKA R-subunit domain containing 1 (gene RIIAD1). The transcript is spliced from 4 exons. The coding region runs from base 27 to 323 and encodes 98 amino acids. The record is from RefSeq and is a predicted model, not a curated record. NCBI's taxonomy places the organism in Eukaryota, Metazoa, Chordata, Lepidosauria, Squamata, Lacertidae.
CCUGCCGCCUGCCUGCCUGCCUGAACAUGGCGUUCCGCGACAUGGUGGACUUGGCCUCCGGCCUGCAAGGCCAGGAUUGGGGCUCCCUCGACCCAGAGCAGCAGACCAAGCUCUCCCACUACAAGAUAAACACCAGGAUUGCUAAUGAGAAAUAUCUUCGGUCACACAAGGAAGUGGAAAUGCUGCUGUCGGGAUUUCUCAGGGAAGUUCUGCUGCGAAGACCAAAUAAUAUACGGGAGUUUGCUGCUGACUACUUCACCAACCCGGAACUCCCGAAGAAGAUCCGGCAGCAGGUGAUGGAGAAACUCAACGAGGCUAUCUAAGCGACGCCUCGCACUCGGGGCCCCUCUCGGAGGAGAACGCAAACUCUUUGCUUUUGGACUUGCCAUCACAAAUGAAAGAGACCUUCUUCCCACUGCAUGCAGCCAAAGGGGUUGUCUGCAUCUCGCUUCUGCUCAAGAGGAGACCCACUGAAACAAACGUCCACCAAUUUCAGUGGGUCUCCUUGGAGCAGGACUGAGGAGCGGACAACCCAACUCUUUUACUCUUUGGUGUUUUAAUUUAACCUCUUCUCCUCCGGGUCCGGAGGAGAAAGAAUAAAGCUGGACUUCCAA